Messenger RNA from Zootoca vivipara (common lizard), 4415 nucleotides. The record is from RefSeq and is a predicted model, not a curated record. NCBI's taxonomy places the organism in Eukaryota, Metazoa, Chordata, Lepidosauria, Squamata, Lacertidae.
AUGAACCGGCAGUCCUAUAGUAUCAGGGCUGGAGGAGGCAGUGGCGGUGGCAGCAGGGCCUUCACUACCACCUCUGCCAUUGUCCCAAGUAGCAAUAGAUCUGGUUUCAGCUCACUUUCUCUUGCCAGAGCUGGCGGAAUUGGCAUUGGUGGUGGAGGCGGAGGCAGCAGUUUUGGAAGGAUCAGUAUUGGUGGUGGCGGCGGUAGUGGCGGUGGCUUUGGCAGCAGGAGUCUUUAUAAUUUUGGUGGCACUAGGAGAAUUUCCAGCAGCAGAGCAAGCAACCUCCGCAGUGGAUUUGGUGGCGGUGGCGGUGGCAGCGGAUUGGGUUUUGGUGGAGGAUCUGGUAGUGGAUAUGGCUUUGGCGGGGGAGCUGGAGGUGGUGGUUUUGGUUUGGGUGGUGGUGGAGGAGGAGGAGGAGGAUUUGGUUUUGGUGGUGGAUUUGGUGGAUCCAAAAGUUCCUUGGGCUUUGGUGGCGGUGGACCUGGCGCUGGUGGCACCAUCCAAGAAGUAACCAUUAACCAAAGUCUCCUGGCACCGCUCAAUUUGGAAAUUGAUCCUUCUCUCCAAGAGGUGCGGAAAGAGGAGAAGGAGCAGAUCAAGACUCUGAACAACAAGUUUGCUUCUUUCAUUGACAAGGUCCGUUUUCUGGAGCAACAGAACAAGGUUCUGGAGACCAAGUGGACCCUCUUGCAGGAUCAAGGCUUGAAAUCCGGUGCCAACAAGAGCAACCUUGAUCCAUUCUUUGAGGCUUACAUUAAUAACCUAAGGAAACAGCUGGGCAGCCUGAUGAAUGAGAGGGGGCGGCUGGAUGGGGAGCUGAAGAGCAUGCAGGAUCUUGUUGAAGACUUCAAAACCAAAUACGAAGAGGAAAUCAACCGGCGCACAUCUGCCGAAAAUGAGUUUGUCAUGCUCAAGAAGGAUGUGGAUGCUGCCUACAUGAACAAGGUGGAGCUGGAGGCCAAGGUGGAUUCCCUGACCGAUGAGCUCAACUUCCUGAGGGCACUCUAUGAAGCGGAGCUAGGUCAGUUGCAGGCCUCCAUGUCUGAUACUGCUGUCAUCCUUUCAAUGGAUAACAAUCGAGACUUGGACCUGAAUGGCAUUGUUUCUGAGGUGAAAGCACAAUAUGAAGACAUUGCCAACCGGAGCCGAGCUGAAGCAGAGGCAUGGUACCAAACUAAGUUUGAGGAGCUCCAAGCUAGUGCAGGGAAGCAUGGCGAUGAUCUGCGUAAUACUAAAGGUGAAAUUUCAGAGCUCAACCGGAUGAUUCAAAGGAUACGGUCAGAAAUUGAAAACGCCAGGAACCAGUGUGCAAAUCUGCAGACAGCUAUUGCGGAUUCUGAGGAGCGAGGUGAAUUAGCUCUCAAAGAUGCCAGAGCCAAACUCAUUGACUUGGAAGAUGCUCUACAGAAAGCUAAGGAAGAAAUGACCCGCCUACUGCGGGAGUACCAGGAGCUCAUGAAUGUCAAACUGGCACUGGAUAUUGAAAUUGCCACCUACAGGAAGCUGCUGGAAGGGGAGGAGAAUAGGCUAACUGGAGAAGGAGUCAAUCCCGUAAGCUUCUCUGUUGUCAGUUCCAGUGCAGGUGGUGGAGGAGGAGGAGGUGGCGGCCUUGGAGGAGGAUUUGGCGGGGGAUUUGGUGGUCUGGGCUUUGGGGGAGGUGGCAUGGGAAGUGGACUUGGCUUUGGUGGAGGAGGAGGUGGAGGCAUUGGCGGCGGCGGUGGUGGUGGUGGAAGAUCGGGGUUCAGCUCCUAUUCUGUUGCUCGGGUUGGAGGAGCAAGAGCUGGAGGAGGUGGCGGCGGCGGCCUUGGAGUCGGUGGAUUUGGCAGCCGAAGUCUGUACAACCUGGGUGGAAGCAAGCGCAUCUCUUACGGUGCCGGCAUGGGGGGCUUCCAACCUGGUUUCGUUAGUGGCGCUGGUGGGGGAGCUGGGUUUGGUUAUGGUGUUGGUGGCGGUGGCGGCUUUGGUUUUGGCGGGCCUGGGAUGGGAGGUGCCGGUGGUUUUAUGGUAGGUUCUCCAGGGUUUGGUGGAAGAGGUGGCCCAGGGUUUCCAGUUUGCCCACCUGGUGGCAUCCAAGAGGUGACCGUCAACCAGCACCUCCUACAACCCCUCAACCUUGAGAUUGACCCAGAGAUCCAAAGAGUCCGCACACAUGAGAGGGAACAGAUCAAGACACUCAACAACAAGUUUGCCUCCUUUAUUGACAAGGUCCGAUUCCUGGAACAGCAAAAUAAAGUCCUUGAAACCAAAUGGGACCUCUUACAGCAGCAGGGGACAACUGUUCGACAAACAAGAAUUGAACCCAUGUUUGAGAGUUAUAUCAACAACCUCAGGAGGCAGCUUGAUUCUAUUUUGAAUGAACGGGGAAGACUGGACUCAGAGCUGAGGAACAUGCAAGACAUGGUGGAAGACUUCAAGAACAAAUAUGAAGAUGAAAUCAACAAGCGUACCGGUGCAGAGAAUGAAUUCGUGGUGCUGAAGAAGGAUGUUGAUGGUGCCUAUAUGAACAAGAUUGAGCUCGGUAGCAAAGCAGAUUCUCUGAAUGACGAAAUUCUGUUCCUGAAAAACCUGUUUGAGAUGGAACUAGCUAAUAUGCAGCAGCAGGUAUCAGAUACCUCUGUUGUGCUGUCAAUGGACAACAACAGAAGCCUGGACUUGAACAGCAUCAUUGCUGAAGUCAAGGCGCAGUAUGAAGACAUUGCCAACAGGAGCCGAACCGAGGCUGAAAGCUGGUAUCAAAGCAAGUAUGAAGAGCUACAGGUCUCUGCCGGACGCCACGGUGAUGACCUUCGCAACACCAAGCAAGAAAUUUCUGAGCUUAACCGGAUGAUCCAGAGGCUGCGAAGUGAAAUUGAUGCCUUGAAGAAACAGUGUGCCAAUCUACAGGCUGCCAUUGCUGAAGCUGAGGACCGUGGGGAGCUCGCCCUCAAGGAUGCCAGGCAUAAACUGAAUGAGUUGGAGGAAUGCCUGCAAAGAACGAAGCAGGACCUGGCUCGGCAGCUCAAGGAGUACCAGGAGCUGAUGAAUGUCAAACUGGCCCUGGACAUUGAAAUCGCCACCUACAGGAAGCUGCUAGAAGGAGAGGAAAUCAGGUUGUCUGAAGGCCCUGGAAAUGUGAGCUACUCUGUGGUCAGCAGCACCACAACCUCUGGCUACGGCGGCGGAAGUGGCCUUGCGUUAGGAGGAGGACACGGUGGCGGCAUGGGAGGAGGCUUUGGACUCGGAGGAGGUGGUGGCUAUGCAGUUGGAGGUGGUGGAAGCGGCUUCGGCGGUGGCAGCGGGUUCGGCGGCGGCAGUGGCUUCGGCGGCGGCAGCGGGUUCGGCGGCGGAGCCAGUAUGGGUAGCAGCUACAGUUCUGGCGGGGGCCGUGUCUCCUCAAGUGCAGGAGGAGGAAGCUCCAGUGUGAAAAUUGUAUCAAAAACCACUUCGAGCAAGAAAAGUGUCUAUUAAAAGUGUUAACUCACCACAACCACCACCACUUCUGAAAUGGCAAUGAGCGUUGCCACCUGCAAAUCGAAGCUCUUCAGCCCACUGUGUAAAUAGCUCAGCAAAGCUCUUCCCCUCUGAUACUGUCACAUUUUCCAUUUGAGUUUGCCUGCAAUGUGGAUCCAGACAUUUGCACCCUGAUCCAGCACUGCUGACUCAGAUCGCAGAUUUUUGCACCUGGAUUAGCUGCAGCCAGUGGGCAGUGAGCUCCUGUGCUGACAAAUCAAGUGAGCCAUCCGUAGAGCUCUUUAAACAAACAUCUCAAAAUUCUCUACUAAGCAACAGGGUCUCACUGUUCAGUGAUUGCAUGAUUUCUCCUAGGUGUGUGUAAAAAAAGGGAAUACCAUUUUAGAAAAGUUCGUGCAGUAGAUGGUUAACCUUAAAUACAUCCUUAGGUCCCUUGAAUGGCAAUCGGAUUUAAGCUUGUACUUAAAGUUAAGUUCUUGGUUGAAUUAACAGCUUUCAGUGCUAUGCUUAAUAGACAGCUAACAUCAAAGCUUAUGGGAACUUCCAGGUAGAUAGGCAGCACGAAUCAGCCUGCACACACUGUUUGGGCAUGUUCUUUGUAAUUUCUUUGGGCAUGUUCUUUGUAAUUUUCUCCUGUUUGGGCAUGUUCUUUGUAAUUUCAAAUGGAGACAGUGGAAAGCCGUAGACCCGUAAAGUCAUCAGAUCUUGCCAAAAGGAAAUAGUUUUGAGACACCAGUGAUAAGAUCUUGUUCUCACCCUGUGUUGUAACAUGCACGGAGCUUAUUUUUUAACAGCAAAAUCGUAUUUGGUGCCUUCUUUGAAGUGAAAUCAAAAUUGGAAAACGUGAUUGCUUAUUCUGCUGCUGCUGUUUUAUGAACUGUAACACUGAAUUCUAAUGCUUGAUUCUAAUGGCUAUGGACCCAUGCAUGGCUGCAUGACAAAUAAAGAGCAACUGUCAUUUUUAA